UAUUUUUGUCGGUAUGAUUAUUUGUCGGCAUAAAAUUUAAUCAGAAAAUUUUACGCGCGGGAGUGUUUUUAGGAUUAUAUUUUAAAAUUUAAUUUUUGAGAACAUCCAACAGUGUAGUGUUUUUUAUCUUUAAUAAUAGAAGAUUUUUUUGUUUGUUCUUGGUGUAUUUCUUCAAAACCUGUUUGCAAAAUGCCCAUCUACAUAAAAAACCCGAACCCAAUUGGCGACAUAGAGGAGUGGUGCAUAGUGGAACUUCAGGGAGAUCUAGAGGUGCGAGGUGAUCGUCUUAUGGAUGGACAAUUCAUCGGAGAUCUUCUCUAUAACAAAUAUGGACAGCCGAUUCUUAUAAUCGGUCAUCACAUUCUACAAGGACGUCUGCAAAAAGUGGAUAAACCCCUUCUGGUGAUGGAAAAGUGCGAAACCCGAAAGCGACACAUCACCGAACCGAGCAACGAAGAGGACGACGCGGAAAACGAAACCAUGCUGGACGUCAGCCAAAUCAGUCAUCUGGACAGCACGCUAGCCUCCUCCAAUCGGACCGUUCUGGACUCGACGCUGGCAGUAGAACACAAAACCGUCCCGAAAACCGAGUACCUGGUGCGAGCUGUAGUCAAGCACAAAAUACUGUUCAAAGCCCGACCGAAACCCAUCAUUGCAAAUGUCGGAAAAAGCGUCUAGCGACUAAAAUAGCUUUGCAUGUAUUUAUUAUGUCUUCGAGUGCCCUACACUGUUAAAAAUUUUCAAUUGUCCUUAAAACUACUUCCGUAUCCUA
Messenger RNA from Aedes aegypti (yellow fever mosquito), 772 nucleotides. Its product is annotated as chromosome transmission fidelity protein 8 homolog. The transcript is spliced from 3 exons. The record is from RefSeq and is a predicted model, not a curated record. The coding region runs from base 190 to 678 and encodes 162 amino acids. Gene Ontology annotation, cellular component: Ctf18 RFC-like complex. NCBI's taxonomy places the organism in Eukaryota, Metazoa, Arthropoda, Insecta, Diptera, Culicidae. Gene Ontology annotation, biological process: mitotic sister chromatid cohesion.